This is a messenger RNA of Closterium sp. Naga37s-1, 1359 nucleotides long. NCBI's taxonomy places the organism in Eukaryota, Viridiplantae, Streptophyta, Zygnematophyceae, Desmidiales, Closteriaceae. The record is from the annotation of a GenBank genome assembly.
AUGCCGCUGCAUUCGCCCCGCCCGUCGCAUUCAGCCCGUUCGACGACGGCGGCGCGUGUAGCAACCCUCGUUCUAGCGCUCGCGCACGUGUCGCUGCGCGCCGGCGCGUCGAUACAGGACCUCGUGGCGGCGGCCGGCACGGGGUCGCAGGGGUUCGGGUUCACGGGGAAAGCCACAGCCACGUACUACGGCGGCGGGCUCGACGGUACGUGUGCGAGGAAUGUGAGGAGAAUGCUUUUGCAGCAUCCCAAUUGCUACGCAGGCGGACUCGACGGUACAGUCCGGUGUGUGGAUAGCCCCUAUUGCAAGAAGGGCGUGAGCGUGACGGUGACCAUCACGGACCAGUGCCCUGCGGGAGGGGGAUGGGGCUGCCCCACGUGUGUGCACUUCGACCUCAAUAUGGCAUCCUUUAACCUUAUCGCCGAGCAAGUGGCGGGGCACAUACCCCUCGUGUAUACCAGGGUGCCCUGUGCCUUCAACCGCAACAUACGCCUCACGCCCACCGGAUCUGACUUCUGGAUCAACCUGCUCGUGCCACCGGUUCCAUGUGCUUUCAGCCGCAACAUCCGCCUCACGCCCACCGGUUCCGAUUUCUGGAUCAACCUGCUUGUGCGCAACGUGGCGGGCCCCGGUGACCUGGCAUCCGUCCACGUGGCAGAGGCUGGAUCCGCCACGUGGAAGCCCAUGGACCACGACUGGGGCGCCGUGUGGGUGCACCGAACGUACCUCAAGUCGCCUCUUAGGUUCCGACUUACCUCUUUAAUGGACGGGCAGGUGGUGGAAACACCUGGCCCGUGUCUCCCUGCGGGGUGGGUAGCAGGGAAAGACUAUGACUGUCAGGUGCAGUUUUCUGGAGGAGGUGGGGGAGAGGGAGGAGGGGGAGGAGGGGGAGGAGUGGGAGGAGGGGGAGGAGGGGGGAGUGGGGGCGGCUGGGGAAGUGGCGGAGGUGGGGGGAAUGGAGGCAGGGGCAACAGCACAGGGGGGAACAACGGGUGGAGUGGCGGAGGGGAGAGUGAAGGGAAUUCAGGAAUUCUCCCACCUAAGAACAGGAAGACCCCCUCUCCUAAGUCCCCUCCUCCUAAAACUGCUACUCCUCCUAAGAAGGUCCCUCCAGGUUCAGGCCAGCCGAAUAAAGGUAGCUUGAAAAAGGGCCCUCCUUCUUCCGGGCAGUCGAAUAAAGGAAAGGUUUCCCCUCCUUCCGGGCAGCCGAAUAAUGGGAACUUCAAGAGGAUCCCUCCGCCUUCAGAGCAGCCAAAUAAAGUAGCGGUGGCGGAGGUGCAGCUAACGGAGGGAAUGGGGCAUCAGCAGGUGGAGGGCUUACAACGAGGAGUUCAUUACAGCAUCAUCUGCUUAGGAUAA